This is a messenger RNA of Botrytis cinerea B05.10, 1595 nucleotides long. It is a transcript of the gene Bctfa2, whose product is annotated as Bctfa2. The transcript has a single exon. The coding region runs from base 431 to 1324 and encodes 297 amino acids. Gene Ontology annotation, cellular component: transcription factor TFIIE complex. The record is from RefSeq and is a predicted model, not a curated record. Gene Ontology annotation, biological process: transcription initiation at RNA polymerase II promoter. NCBI's taxonomy places the organism in Eukaryota, Fungi, Ascomycota, Leotiomycetes, Helotiales, Sclerotiniaceae.
GGGAAAAUUGGAUAACAUGAAUGGGUGAUAUCCUUUAGCGCACGCUUGGGCCCUGUACGUUCUACAUGCGCUAAAAUUUACUCCCAUGUAAUUUCUCAGCCUCAUCAACUGUACAGUACGGAGUCUUUCAGGCACUGAAUAACUUCUUUGUCUUAUCUCAACACUCUCCAUCAAAAGUUGCGCCAAAUCCGCUCGACCCUUCCACACCUCUCGAUUUCGAAUACAUACUGUAUUGUCCAGUCCUUACCCGUCGUAUGCAUCUGGUAGUCGACAUCAGCCUUCCUAGUUCUUAAGCACCGACGUCAUCUGGACCUCAAAAUCAUUAUACGGCUGUACGACAUCCCUUCGGCCUAGACGCAUAAAGCUCUUUCGGCUUCGGAUCUAUUUCAGACUUUCAUUCUCCAUACAUUCAAUAUCACUAGCCAUCAUCAUGUCUUCAUUCCUCGAGAAGCAACAAGCAGCCUUUGCAAAGGGUAUUCAAAAUACUUCAUCUAAAAUCACAAGCAAGCGUCCCACUGCACCAGUUUCAGUUCCGUCACCCGCUCCAUCAAACACCUCAAAUACAUCGAAGAGUGAGAACAAGGAUCCUAAACGUAAGAGAGAACCCACGAACGUCGUGUACUCUCAGCCUGCUUCCACCGGUUAUGGAACAGAAGCAUUUACACAAGUCACCUACGUUAUCGAAUUCUUGAAGAAGAAAGAUGAGCCCAAAACUUUUCAGGAAAUUCUAGAAUAUUUGAGUCAGGUACACGUUGAGCAGAGCAAGAAACAACUCAUUGCGCAAAUUCUCAGGAGACAUGAUCGAGUUCAAUGGAUCGCAGAUCCUAAGUUAAAAGUACAGGCUUGGGAUUCUGGCACAUUCAAACAUCGGCCUAUCAUCGGUGUUCGUAACAAGGGAGCUUUAUUAUCAUAUCUUCAAAACAAACCUGAUGCUCAAGGUGUCAGUGUUAAGGAUUUAAAGGAUGGUUGGCCAGACUGCGAAGAUGCGAUCAACGAGUUGGAAAAGGAGUACAAGAUUUUGGUUACCAGAACAAAGAAGGAUAAUCAUGCACGAAUGAUUUGGAUCAAUGAUCCUACUUUGAUUCAUCCUGUCGAAUCCGAAUUUCAAGUCAUGUGGCACAGAACGGAACUUCCUAGCGUCGAUGAUCUUGUUCGAAAGCUUCUCGAAAAUGGACAAAAACCUGCCAGUGAAGAUCCAAGUAAGCGUGUCAAGGUGGCUCCGAAGGCAAAGGAAAAGAAGAGAAAGGCUCCAAGAAAGGGUGGUCGUACUACAAAUACUCACAUGGCACAUUUGUUGAACGAUUACUCUCACAUGAAGCGAUAGAUAGGAUGGCAGGGAAAUUGUACCAAAAUAAUGGGACGGCGUUUUUGAAGGAUUUCAAAUAAUACACAGUGGGGGCGUUUGGAUCCAGGGUUUUAAAUGAUGAUUCUUCAUUUGUAAAUCCCUUGACACAUAUGGGAGGGCGGAGACAUGGCUAGGUGGGUGGAAAAUUGGUUCAUACAAUGGCAUUCACAACUUACGGUAGAUGCGUUAUGAAGAUAAACCUCAACAUGCAAUACAUACUUGCAAUACAAACUUGCAAUACAUACUUGCA